Molecule: messenger RNA, 4067 nt
Organism: Quercus robur (English oak)
Lineage: Eukaryota; Viridiplantae; Streptophyta; Magnoliopsida; Fagales; Fagaceae
Product: pentatricopeptide repeat-containing protein At5g16860
Exons: 8
Coding region: 745-3330 (861 amino acids)
Biological process (GO): RNA modification
Molecular function (GO): RNA binding; protein binding; zinc ion binding
Source: RefSeq, a predicted model, not a curated record
AAACACCAUAGGAGUUCAAGUCCUAACUCCUAACUUCAACUUUCCCUCUCCCCCUCCAUCCAAAAAAACCUUCCUUCUCCCCCUCUCCCACCAGGCGUUGGCGGUGACCAAAGGGCUCUGAAGCCAAAACGACGACUACGAGUGAAUUCCUCGUCCUCCACAAUCCGAGAACAUCAAAACCCAUCAAGAAAAACCCAUUUCAAAACCAAACCAACCAUCCAAAUAGAGUGAUUCAAGAAGCUGGUACUGAGUACAACAAUAUAAUCAAUGCGAAGAAGAAUGGUUCUUCCGAUUUAAAGCUUGUGAUCCAGAAGAAGAAACUGCCUAAAGCCCAUAUAAGAGCUGAGUUUCUGAGCCAAGAAGAAACAAAUCAGUCUACAGCAAAAACAAGAAAAUGUGACUACCAUGUGGAUAUGACAUUGGUGCAACAUCUUGUGCUACAAUAUCUAUAGAGUGUUUAGGAGCACUUGAAUGGUUGUGGUUUAUUGGAUCCCAAAUAGUUACUAAAAUUUCAGUCUUUAACAGCUCUCUCGUAGGCUUCUCUUGAGGAGGUCAUUGAAAUGUGGGCUGGUUUGGGCUACUAAGGCCGAGCACGUUUUGUUCUUGAGUGUUUUCUCUGUCAUCUGCUGUCUCUAUGGUCUGUUCACCUUAGCCAAGUUACAAGCCAAUGGAUGAGUGGCAUGUGUGCAACAGAUCAAAAUAUUAGGCAUUGGGACAGGCCUAUUUAGUCCUUAAACGAGUAGUAUGCCCCUCUCUUUCUUCCUUGGUUUAAAACUGAAACCAAAGCCACCACUUGUACUCAAACCCUUCACCACAUUCUUCUUCUCUACUAAUACUACUACAACACCCACAAUUCCUCUCAUCACUAACACGCUUCUAAAGCAAUGCAAGACCUUAAUCCAAGCCAAGCUGGUCCAUCAGCAGAUCUUAGUCCAGGGCCUUGCAGACAUGGCUACAUACCUCAUUGGCACCUACAUAGCAUGUGAAGCUCCCAUGCAUGCCAUAAAGGUGCUUGAACGCCUUGUUCCAUCGCAGCCUACUGUUUACUGGUGGAAUGCGCUUAUACGACAUGCAGUUCGUCUCGGGUUUCUUGAAGAUGUACUUGGUUUGUAUAGAAAAAUGCAGAGAUUUGGCUGGAAGCCUGACCACUACACUUUCCCUUUUGUUUUCAAAGCUUGUGGUGAUCUUCCUUCGUUCCGACGAGGUGCUUCAGUUCAUGCUGUUGUCUGUGCAAAUGGGUUUGAGUCCAAUGUGUUUGUUUGUAAUGCGAUGGUAGCUAUGUAUGGAAGGUGUGGCAUGUUGGAUGAUGCGCGCCAAGUAUUUGAUGAAUUGUGUGGGAGAGGGAUAGGUGAUGUGGUGUCUUGGAAUUCAAUCGUGGCUGCUUACGUGCAAGGUGGUAAUAAGAAAAAUGCACUAAAAAUGUUCACUAGAAUGGCUGAUGAUCAUAGAAUUUGCCCAGAUGUAGUUAGCAUUGUCAAUAUCCUUCCUGCUUGUGCUUCGUUGAGUGCAUGGUUGCAAGGUAAGGAGAUUCAUGGUUUUGCAGUUCGAAAUGGGUUGGUGGAGGAUGUGUUUGUGGGUAAUGCUAUAGUGGACAUGUAUGCCAAGUGUGGGAUGAUGGAUGAAGCAAACAAGGUUUUUGAGCGGAUGAUGGUUAAGGAUGUGGUUUCUUGGAAUGCUAUGGUAACUGGGUACUCUCAGAUUGGUAGAUUUGAAGAUGCUCUUGCUUUGUUUGAGAAGAUGCGUGAGGAGAAGAUCGAGUUGAAUGUUGUGACUUGGAGCGCAGUGAUUGCUGGGUAUGCUCAAAGGGAUCAUGGUUAUGAAGCAUUGGAUGUGUUUCGUCAAAUGCAGGUUCGUGGUUCAGAGCCGAAUGUUGUUACUCUUGUGUCUCUUCUUUCAGGUUGUGCUUCUGUGGGAACAUUGCUUCAUGGAAAAGAGACUCAUUGUUAUGCCAUAAAACGUAUUCUGAAUGUAGAUGGAAAUGAUCCAGGGGAUGAUCUAAUGAUAAUUAAUGGUCUCAUUGACAUGUAUGCUAAGUGCAAAAGUGUCAAGGUAGCACGAAUGAUGUUUGACUCAAUAGCAACAAAAGAGAAAAAUGUGGUAACUUGGACUGUCAUGAUUGGUGGGUAUGCUCAGCAUUGUGAAGCCAAUGAUGCACUGGAGCUUUUCUCAAAGAUGCUUGGACAGGAAAUUUUCAUAAAGCCAAAUGCUUUUACUAUAGCAUGUGCUUUGAUGGCUUGUUCUCGUUUAGCCGCACUAAGGUUAGGUAAACAAAUUCAUUGUUAUGUAUUGCGCAAUCAGUAUGAUUCUAUGGUGAUAUUUGUAGCUAAUUGCCUCAUAGAUAUGUAUUCGAAAUCUGGAGACGUUGAUGCUGCUCAAGUUGUGUUUGAUAACAUGAAGCAAAGGAAUGCUGUUUCUUGGACAUCUCUAAUGACGGGUUAUGGCAUGCAUGGUUGUGGAGAAGAUGCUCUUCGGGUUUUUGAUGAGAUGAGGAGAGCAGGGUGGAUGCCUGAUGGUGUAACCUUUGUUGUUGUUCUUUAUGCUUGUAGCCAUACGGGAAUGGUUGAGCAGGGAAUGAAAUACUUUAAUAGCAUGAGUGACGAAUACGGGGUGGUUCUUGGAGUGGAACACUAUGCUUGCAUGGUUGACCUAUUGGGUCGUGCUGGUCGCUUGGAUGAGGCCCUAAAGCUCAUUGAAGGCAUGCCUAUGGAACCAACACCAAUAGUGUGGGUGGCAUUGCUUAGUGCUUGCAGGCUCCAUCCAAAUAUUGAACUUGGGGAGCAUGCUGCAAACCGGUUGUUAGAAUUGGAGUCUGAGAAUGAUGGGUCAUAUACUUUGCUUUCAAACAUAUAUGCCAAUGCCAGGCGAUGGAAAGAUGUGGCUAGAAUUAGAUCUUUAAUGAGACAUACAAGGAUCAAGAAGAGGCCCGGUUGCAGUUGGGUCGAAGGAAAGAAAGGAACUGCAGCCUUUUUUGUUGGGGACAGGUCACAUCCUCUAUCUCAACAAAUAUACAAGAUCUUGGGAGACCUAAUUCUACGCAUCAAAGCCAUGGGAUAUGUUCCUGAGACAAGUUUUGCUCUUCAUGAUGUGGAUGAUGAGGAGAAGGGUGAUCUUCUUUUUGAACAUAGUGAGAAGUUGGCACUUGCAUAUGGCAUCCUAAUAUCACCUGCAGGGGCACCCAUCCGAAUCACCAAGAACUUGCGUGUCUGUGGCGAUUGCCACACUGCCAUUUGCUACAUAUCUAUGAUCAUUGACCAUGAAAUCAUUUUGAGAGACUCAAGUCGUUUUCAUCAUAUAAAGAAAGGAUCAUGCUCAUGCAACGGUUAUUGGUGAUAACCAAAUCAUGCAUGUGUCAUUGCGUAAGCACAUUUUUACCAUGGGACAGGUAUUUUUUUUUUUUUUUUUACAUAUGUAGAUAGUGCGGCAGGCGAGGUUCGAAACACAUACAUAGGGUAUCACAAGGGAUGCUAUUACCAUUGGGCUAUCAGUUGAACCCCAUUCCAUGGGAUAGAUGAUUUUACUGGGACCCAAAGAAAGCAGGUGGCUCUUUGGAUUGCACAAGUGGUUGGGCAUUUGCAUUGUCAGAAACCACUUCACAUAUUUCACUUUAUUCACCCUGCUCUUGUAAUGCUUGAUCAGGAUUCCAAUCCAGUGUUCUUUGGCUUUUAUAUGCUAACUGGUGGAGCUCUUGGUGAUAAGCAGCAUGUGUCAAGUUCAGACUUCCUGUUACUCUCUUAUGGUGCCUAUAUUGAUGUAAAUUUUGUAGUGACAGGAAUAAAAAGAAGGGAAACAGUUAUCAAAUGUGCAGAAGAUGUUCGCCCCCUCCCAAAGUCACUACCCUCCCUAAAGUUGAAACAAAUGGGCAGUAAGUUGCAAAGUCGCUACCCUUCCUCUCUUGAAUUGUCUGUGAGCACUAAGCAUUCACUUAACUGAUAAGUCUAGUAACUGUUAAGGUUACUAAACCAUUGGAAAAGGUUUAAUUUGAUUCCUCAACUAUUAAUGUUAUCAUAAGGAUGAAAUUGAAUUAAUUUAAAAAAAUGAGAGUAAAAAAUAACACAAUUGAUAGAUCA